AUGGUUUCUCAUUCGAACAAAUUUUCUCUCCAGUACAACGGUUUCAAACUCUUCGACUUUGGCAACACGACGUUACUUUAUACUCAGCUCGAUAUAUCUGGAAAACUAGCUACCGACUAUCUACCAACUACAACGAAUCGACAACGCAUCGACAACAUGGCAACCGCCAAUAACACUCUCUACCCGAAGAUUUCUGGCAAACCGAAGAACCUGCUUGUGGAAUUUUCAAAAUAUCAGAGGACCUCGAAGACUCGACGUGUUACUUCCAUUUCUCUAACAGGAACGGUGAAGCUCCAUGGAACUCACGGCGAUAUUCUCAUCAGGACAGACAACACUGUUCAGCUUCAGUCUCGAAAUGGCGAAGUUACUACCGCUCUCGACAGUUAUCGCUUUCUUGAUUUUGUUCAGGCGGCUCAAACCGAAAUCCUGGAUUUGAAAGAGCGACUCCAUGCUCGGUUUUUGAAGCUGAAUCCAAGAGCCAAAUUACUCGACGAGCAUCCCCUGAUUAUCGCUGGAGAAUGGAUCGGUCCAAAGAUACAAAAAGAUGUCGCCGUGAGCGCAUUGCCAGAGAGGUAUUUUGUGAUCAUCUCUGUUUCCAUCAAUGGCGAAUGGCAGCCAGAUGAGCUUUAUUCGGACAUCGAAAAUGAAUCGGUAUGCAUUGUCAACAUAUCGCGAGGAGGCUUCUUUCACGAGACGAUUCUUCUUAAGGACCCACAACCGGCUCUUGCGAAGAUGCAAGCUUUGGCCGAUGCCGUGGAGGAAGAGUGUCCUUUUGCCAAAGCUUUUGGCAUCAUUGGUCUGGGUGAGGGCAUCGUUUGGAAACCAGCUGCACCCCUUUGUCAUGAAGCAAAGUAUUGGAUCAAAUUGAAGGGACCAAUCUCUAUGGGAACGGCUGUGGCGGAACCGGCUGCUAGGAUGCCGCAACGGAGCGGUUUUGUAACUCCUGUUUUUGGGGCACCAACUCUUCCCUCUGCUGUUGCAAAUAGGGUUGUUCCGAGUAAACCAAUGGGAAAUACAAUACCACCACGAGGAGGGUUUGUGACUCCUACAUUUUCGUCGUCAACUUCUGCUGCUGCGGCGAGCAGGGCUUCUAAUAGGAUAACGGGUAACACAAUUUCAUUGCAGGGUUUGGACUUGGGUCAACUUCCCUCGACACCGGCUGCUACAAGUCGGGCUACUAAGAAGGGCAAAUCGGAGAACUUAAAACUUACUCAAAGUAAUGCGUUUACGCCAUUGGUACCAAGAGUCGUCGGCGGAACUGUAUCGGAGAACCAAGAGCCAGCUCAAAGUAGACCUGUGCCACUCAUGCCCACGAAAAUCGCAAAGGGGAACUUACAAACCCCCAACAACAUCGAAAGAAUUAGACCUAUACAAGAGGUGUCCAAGAAAGUUGGCGAUGUCACACCGACGAUAGCGAAACCUAUGGAGAGUGUCAAAUCUGUACCGCCAAUACCUCAAAAGAUUCAGCGAACGAAAUCGGAAAUCCUGAGCCUUUACCAGAAUGUUAGCCCGACGACAGUGUCACCGGUAGUUCAAAGGGUCGACGAAUUCAAGCCAGAUAUUGCUGAGCCUACUGAGAGCGACAAACCCAUCCCAGCAAUAUCCGAAGAAAUCAAGCUCGAAUUAUCAGAGGAUCAGGACCUUGGCGGAUGGCUUAUGCCAUAUUUCUCGAAGAAAACCGACAGCGAACAGCCCGAAAACACAAGUCUCAGUCCUUCGUCACUACUUGAGGAAGUUGAAGAGGUGAUUUCAGAGAAUAUGAAGCAAAGUUCUCUGUCAGUGAUACUCGAGGAGGCCGACGCAGGAUCAUCAGAGAUUGGGAUACCAAUUUACCCACCUUUAAUACUCAAGAAAUCCGAGGAACCGGGAAUGGCGGCAGCCAGGACUUCCGCAUGUGAGGUAGUCAGGGAAAGAAGACUCGAGCAAGGAUGGCAAUACCUUGGUGAAAUGGGGGUUCCCACAGAUAAAAACGGUGUUGAGGUCUUCCUGAAAUGGCUAUGGCAUGACGUAGCAGUAGAAGAAAAGGCAGAGAUUGAAGAAAUGGAAAUUAAUAGGGCGCUUUUAAAAAAGGAGAUUGAGAGAAUUGGCAGAGAUUGGUAUUUUGAGGAGUUGGCAUUUGGCGAGCAUAAUGAGAAUUUUGGGAUUGGAGCGGAGUGUUAG
Messenger RNA from Sclerotinia borealis F-4128, 2160 nucleotides. Lineage: Eukaryota; Fungi; Ascomycota; Leotiomycetes; Helotiales; Sclerotiniaceae. The record is from the annotation of a GenBank genome assembly.